UGUGGCGCCUAUAUAACGAGGGCAGUGACUCGGACGUUGCCACAGUCAGUCCGGAGAGAGAAACAUGAAGACCAUCGCCGUUGCCAUCGUGCUGUGCGCUGCGCUCGCAGCCAUUUUCGCGGAGGAUGACUACUCUGGUCGGCCGCGUCCGCCCGUCUGCGAACAGAAGUGUGAGAAGAUCCUGGACCCGGUUUGCGCUCAAGACGACUACGGAAAGAACAGGACCUACCCGAACGAGUGCAUGAUCGGCUACCUCAACUGUGUCGAGGGGACGAACUCCGUCAAGAUCGCCGACGGCGAGUGCCCAGACGACCCAAUCGUGUGGGUGGACGACGAGGCGUACUUCGACCAAUACGACAUGCCCUAGAAAGUUUCAGCUGUGACCGCCCUUCGCUACCUCCCUGGCGAGACAAAUAACUUAUAUUUAGGACUAACUUGCAAGUGCGACGGAAGAGGGCUGAGAAGAAACAAGUACUACAGAGCCCGUUGAAAAGACUCCCGCAUGCAAAGUGCGUGCGAAAAUCCAUGUGGAGCUGCAAGCUGCUCCAUUCAUCGGCGUCUGCCUUGCAUUCUACGGAAUGGACUUCAAAGAGACAGUGAUUAAUAGGACGUGCCUAUCUUCGUACUAAACCAGUAUAGACUUAACGCCAUGCCGAGAGAUACUAAAGGAUGCUGUACAAAAUAGACAUGACGUUUCCCUAAUAAAAACAUUUUCUCAACAUAAUGUGUGACAAAACAGGGCCAACGUUUAAACGUGUAAUUGCCGGUUUGAUGUGUCGUUUGGCUCGUCAGGGAAUGUCUGUUAAUCAAUAAAUAACAAACUCAAACUAUAA
Messenger RNA from Frankliniella occidentalis (western flower thrips), 833 nucleotides. RefSeq lists its product as uncharacterized. NCBI's taxonomy places the organism in Eukaryota, Metazoa, Arthropoda, Insecta, Thysanoptera, Thripidae. Gene Ontology annotation, molecular function: protein binding. The transcript has 3 exons. The record is from RefSeq and is a predicted model, not a curated record. Bases 65 to 367 code for a protein of 100 amino acids.